AUGUUAAAUAGUCAAAACGAAUCAAGACGACAAGAAAUUGAAUCUAAUCUCGAAAAGGUAAGGCAACGCAUGAACGUUGCCUUGGAAGGGCGAAGCCAGGCCAGACUUGUAGCCGUUAGCAAACUGAAACCAACCUCUGAUAUUCUUUAUGCGUAUGAAGCUGGUCAACGUCAUUUUGGUGAAAAUUAUGUCCAAGAAUUAGUUGAAAAAAGCAAAGAGCUUCCUCUUGAUAUUAAAUGGCAUUUCAUAGGAUCUUUACAGACUAAUAAGUGCAAAAUGUUAGCUGCAAUACCAAAUUUGUGGGUAGUCGAAACCAUCAGUAGUGUAAAAAGUGCAGAAGCCAUGAAUAAUGCGUGCGCAUCUCGUGAAUCGCCAUUAAAAGUAUUUGUUCAAGUGAACACAAGUGGGGAAGAGAGUAAAAGUGGAGUCUCUCCUGAUGAAUGUAUACCACUUGUCAAGUACAUCCGUGAAAAUUGCGAAAAUUUAGACUUUUCCGGUAUAAUGACAAUUGGCGCGCUAGGACAUGACACUGCUACCGAUGGGCUGAAUCCGGAUUUUAUCAAACUGAAAAAUAUCCACCAACAAAACAUAGAGGAAUUCUCAGUUAACGCUGAUCCUACUAACGCGCCUUUGGAAAUGAGUAUGGGUAUGUCGGAGGAUUUCGAGGAAGCACUAAGACUCGGAUCUACUAACGUUCGAGUUGGAAGUGCUAUUUUUGGUGAACGAUUAAAAAAUUGA
Messenger RNA from Ambispora gerdemannii, 738 nucleotides. The record is from the annotation of a GenBank genome assembly. NCBI's taxonomy places the organism in Eukaryota, Fungi, Glomeromycota, Glomeromycetes, Archaeosporales, Ambisporaceae.